This is a messenger RNA of Diachasmimorpha longicaudata, 2902 nucleotides long. RefSeq lists its product as uncharacterized. Bases 108 to 1457 code for a protein of 449 amino acids. Lineage: Eukaryota; Metazoa; Arthropoda; Insecta; Hymenoptera; Braconidae. Gene Ontology annotation, biological process: RNA polymerase I preinitiation complex assembly; transcription elongation by RNA polymerase I; DNA-templated transcription. The record is from RefSeq and is a predicted model, not a curated record. Gene Ontology annotation, cellular component: RNA polymerase I complex. Gene Ontology annotation, molecular function: DNA binding. The transcript is spliced from 6 exons.
AACUUUAUUUUUCUCGGCAAGUAUAAACACUCUGUGCACACGUGUGGCCGAACGAAGCUAUAGCAGAUAAUUUCUUAGUUAAUUUUGGUGAUAAAUAAUUAUUUAUAAUGAAAGUGGACGCAGAAAUUGAGGAGGUGGUGAUUCAACCCCGAAAAAUUCAGCCGAUCAUUGUUAACUUCCAAAAUGGUCAACUGAAAGACACAGAAGCGAAGAAAAUGAAGUCAGGAGUGUUUUAUGACGAGAAGGCGAAGAAAACCCUUGUGGCAAUGUCCAAUGGUCAAGUUGUAUAUCGAGGGUACCGACCAGAUCCUGCCAAGGAGCUGACCUACACGAUGUUGGCAAUUCACAACAAGAAGACUGGGAAAGUGCGACUAGUUCAGGCGGAGCGGUGGCAGGUAGCUCCUGUGCUGGACCGUGAGCCCGAGAGGAAUAACGAUCUGGAUGGAAACAGACUCAUGAUGCUCAACAGAACGUUCGGCUCCAAGAAAGUCAAACGAAGGACUGAACAGUACGAGAAGAUGAAGGUCAAUAUCGAGGCUGCCCAGGAGCAACUGGAGGAGACUAUCGCUAACGUAGAAAUUAACAGAGACGACCUGACGAUUCAAAUUGAUGAGCAGUCGGCGCACUUACCUCCAUGCAACAGAGAAGCAGCACUUGUGGAACAUGUUUACAAUCUCCAUGAUCUCAUCCCCAAGGAUGUUCUCAAGACAUUGCAGUCUCAAGCGGAAUAUAUUCAAGCCCUGGAAAGGAAUUCGGAAUUUUAUUCACUAGCGCUCAAGAAUAUUGCGGGCAGUCCCAAGAUGGACAAAAAAAUCGCUGUAUUGGAAUUUAUUUACUCGGUUGCUACCUGGUUGAAUAUGCCAGCAAGAAAUAUGAAGAAGAAGACGAAGGACAUUUGUUCUGUUUCUCCAGAAGCUUCGCAGUAUAUCCUCGAGACUUACAGUGUAACUGGUGCCUCGGAAAGACUACGACCCACGAGUAUACGAGACAAGGCCCUCCUCCACUGCAUGAUCUUGGCGCUCAUGAUAUUGGACUUUAAACUAGACCUGACGUUGUUCGCCACUCUCAUAACGGGCCGAUUAGGUCUGAAGAAGCUUCAAGAUUUGGCUAGACUAGUUGGUGCAGUUCCAGUCAAAACUGAUAAGAAAGUAGUCGUCUUAAAGGUGCCAUUACCAGCUGCCCCAACCCUGGUACCUCGUGGAAAGAAGAAAACCAUCUUCUCGUGGUCGAAGAGAAAAAGAAUUACUUUGAUGUUCUCAAUAGGCUUUAUUCCAAGUGGAAAAAUAGGUUACAUAUUCUUUUAUAUCUACUUUGGACAUAUUGAUAAGACAGCUGGGUAUAACGACGAGAACACGCCGCAAAUCCACACGUCGAAGAACUCCUGGGCUUUUUCGAAAAUCCGAGGUAAAUCACCAAUACACAGUGUAUACCCAGAAAUUGUCAUGCAUCUUCCUUGAUCGGUCACAUCUAAGUCUGUGUUAUCUCCUAUAAUCAAACGCAUUUAUUUAAAAUCCAAUUCAAUCAGCAAUUUUAGUAUUACUUAAAGGGAUAGGCUCAGAAAUUGGGUAAUUAUUUCGAAUAGUCCGUUCCUCUCGAUUGAAAUUCAAACAGGGAGAGAAAGGGAGACACUAAUCCUAAUAUUUCUUCCCAUUAUUUCGCGAAGCCACUUUGAACCGAAAUAAUCCACUUUUUCACUUUUAUAACAUUUAAAAAAUUAUGAAAAAAUCAUCACCACUAGGCGCAGCAAAGGUACAACCGAUGAGAGCAACAGCUGCCACGAUGAAAAAUAUUUUAGUCAUCUCCAUCACUAUUUUGUAAACCAACAAUAGUGUUCGGUGGUUGUUCCCACAAUGAAGACCGAGUGGCUAAUGCAAUUCGGUUUUACUUGUCCUGCAAUGGGCAAAGAUAAUAACCCGCCUUAUAUACUAUCAGGGCAAUAUUUCCUCGUGUUUUACGCUUUACAUAUUUGCUAUUUCCGGGAAAUAUUUAGGGCGGGGGUGGCGUGUGAAUAGAUAAUCAACUCCGGAAAAGAAGGAAAUCACAAUUUGAAGUUUUCGUGGGGGUCUAUUUUAAACUCCGAAGGAUUUCGCUCGGGUCUGUGCCUCAGAUGGCCCCGAAUUUCUUCCUGGAAGUUCGAGUAAUCGGAUCGACUUUCAGGUAGUUGCUUCACCUCCCCUCUUGGGAUGAGAUAUCGUGAAAUAUUUUUUAUGAAUAUUUUGUCAGGUGGAAAAGGGCUUUUCCAUGGUAUCGCUCAACAGGGAUUUUUCGACAUGUUAAGGGAUUUUUUAUUAGCAGAACUUGUCUUCAUUUAAUGUUUAAAUUAUUCGGAGGAAAGUUCUGCUUGCGCACUUGAUGCACGAUUCCAUUAGUUAAUUUCUUUAUCAGAGCAGGAAUGUCCAGUUUUAGCAAUAGUUAAUUAGACAAAAUAACUCGAAAAACUGUGGAAUGCGGAUAAUCCUGACGUCAUUGGCAGCCGAGCGAUAUGUUGUUGUCUAUGCACAUUUUUGCCUUUGCAUAAAUAAUUUUCACUCCAUAUUCUGGCAGGUACUAUAACUCACUCAUUGUUUGUUCAUAUUUUCCUCGUGGAAUGACUCGUCAUCAACGUCGACAAUUCCAUUGCAGCUUCAGAAAAAAUGAGAAUUCCAGAGCAAAAUAAAUUCCAGUUCUUAAUAAAAUUUCUUUUGGGUUUACAUUUUUUAUGCUCAUUACACUUUAUUCACUAUAGUUUUAAUUACACAGAAGCAUUUACAAUCGGUAGGUCAUGUUUGGAAUAUUCUGUCAAGAGAUCUUGGGAAUAAGUGCCCCAAAAAGAUAGGUAAUCAGGCAAGUUACAUAGAUAAAUGUAAUUCCGAAUUUGAAAGGACUGAGAAUAAUUGAAGCCAUGGGAAGUGUGAUUAGAAAA